Molecule: messenger RNA, 2648 nt
Organism: Xiphophorus hellerii (green swordtail)
Lineage: Eukaryota; Metazoa; Chordata; Actinopteri; Cyprinodontiformes; Poeciliidae
Product: endonuclease domain-containing 1 protein-like
Exons: 2
Coding region: 1214-2107 (297 amino acids)
Molecular function (GO): metal ion binding; nucleic acid binding; hydrolase activity
Source: RefSeq, a predicted model, not a curated record
UUACAAGUGCAGCAGCCGUAUUGGAUUCGGAUUUUUUGCAAUUAGCAAAUGCAACUUACUAGAGCACAUCACAGUGUCAAGCUGGAAAAGCAGCGAGUUUCGCUAAUUGUUGUUAUGCUGUCUGUUCAGACACAAGAUUAUAUUGAUGUAUUUCUUUACAUUUUAUCCAUGCAAACACUAAGAAACAGGUGGAGGAACAUCUAUGGUUUAGCUCUAUGCUCUCCAUUGGUUUAAUGAGAAGCAAACUGAUGUAAAAAUAAAAAGUUUAGGCUUGUAUUCAUUACAUUCUAUCAGCCAGCUCAGGCUUCCCCUGUUACAGCAGCAACUUUAGGGGCAUAGUUAUUUUAUUUCUAACUGGGAACUAACUGAAAAUCCAGCAACUAAAAACAAAGAGAAGCACACCACAGUUACAAGUUUUAAUAACCAGUGGCGUUUGGUAAUAGCUAUGAUGUUAUUUUUUAGGAAUACAAGGGGAUAAUGUUUUUGUCUCCAUUUUACACUUCCAAAUACUGAAGGAAGAUGUUCACUAAUAUAUAUUGUGAAGCACCGUGUUUUUUUUUACUAAUUCAAUAACAAACAAUUGUGCUAAUAAAUAUCGGCAUCUUUCACAGUGUUUUAUAUGUGCAGCAGCCCUAUGUGACACUGAACAUGAGCAUGGGUUCUCUCCGGGUACUCCGGUUUCAAAAACAUGAUUGCUAGGCUAACUGGUCUCUCUAAAUUGCCCUUAGAUGUGAGUGUGUGCAUGGUUGUUGGUCCUGUGUGUGUCUCUGUGUGGUCCUGUGAUGGACUGGCGACCUGUCCAGGUUUUACCCAAUGACCACUGGGUAUAGGCACCAGCUCCUGGCAAACCUGCAAGGAGAAGUACGUGAUAGGAUGAGGGGAUGGAUAUGCGGUGUAAUUAUAUGACAUAUAUGUGUAAUUAUCGCCAGACAUCCUAAGAUAAACGUAUAGGAAGUUUUAAACAUGUUUCAUCUGGAUUGACUAUCUACCUCUAUUCUUUUAAAGAGUUGCUUUAAUGAAUACAUAAAAGAGAGGCUUUUUUAGACCUAACUGUGCUGCGGAAGUGGCUGUUAAAACAGUGAGAGGGUUUUUGGGUGUGUGCAAAGGAAAUAAGAUAAGGAUUUGCAUACCUGAAAGGGUAUGAGGUAUGGAGUAAGCUGAGGAGUGAGAGAGAUUAAAUGCACUCCAGAGACUAUAUUCUGUAGGUUUCAUCAUGUCCGUCUACAGAACUGAAGGGAAACUCUUGUAUUUUCUUAUCGUUGUAAUGGCAGGAGCAGAGGUCCAGGACAACAUCUCACCGGAGUGUAAGCAGUUCUUGUACAUGGGGACUAUACCCCGAGGGCUUGAGGAGCAACCUUUGAAAAAGAUUUGCCAGUACUAUGCAGGCAAGCCGCGGUUCUUCACCCUCUACGAUUCCUUCAGCCACAUCCCCGUUUACUCUGCGUACACGUUCAAGCGCUCAGACGGUUCCAAAAAGGUCGAUAUACCCUGGAUGUAUGAGCCACAGCUUUCUUUGGUGUCUGGAUCCAGAGAGAUGGAGCCGUUCCCUUCUGCAAAUAUUCACAAGAGUUUUGAGGAUUCCCAGGCAGUGCUCGACGACUACUCCGACACUGUAAUCUUUGAAAGGGGCCAGCUGAACCCAGACGAGCAUCAGGCCGACCCAGAGGAUAAAGCGGCCACCUACACUCUGACCAACGUGGUUCCCAGGGUCCGAGAGUUCAACAUCGGCCCUUGGAAAAUGCACGAACACACCACGCGCAAGAGGCUGAACAACUACUGCCGUGGAACUGCCUAUGUGGUCACGGGGAUCACCACCUCAGGCCACACCAUUCGCCGCCAUAACAUCAACCGCCUGGGCAUCCCUACCUACCUCUGGUCGGCCUACUGCUGCGUUGAGUUUGAUCACAAUGCUCCCUACUCAGAGCGCUCAAAGUUCCCUGCGUUCGCUGCUUAUGGGCUCAACGACAGGGAAAACAACAAGGUUCAAGAGAUGACGGUUCAACAGCUGGAGGACUUCCUGAAGAGGGUAACAUAUGUCAGCAGCUCCUUCCAGAUCUUCUACGACAACUGUGUGCCUCCUAAUACUGCUAAUAGCCCACUGGCCUGAGAAAGGGAAAGUAGAAGAAUUCUUAGUUUUGCUAUGGCUACACAAUGUAGACAGUUUUAAUUCCUCUCUGUUAGCACCUUGACUUUCAGAUGUUUCCUGUAGUAACUUCUUAUUUCACUAAAUACUCAGCAAUCUCGCCCACAACAUGCAUCACUCAGCUCAGUAUAUUUUAGCUCUGUUUCUUUUGUGAAGCAUUACCAGGCUUUGGUUAUACACAAAUGCCCAUAAAUUCACAACUUACUUGGUUGUACUCUCUACUCACAUUAUCCGUUUUAUGGCAUCUGGCCGUAACUGGAGUGAUACCAGCCUGUGAAGGUCUUUUGUCCAGUCAAAACAGAUUAGACCAAUGUUUUACAUUUCCUAUGUCUGUGCACAGAAGCCAAGUCACAUAAAGAUGUUUCACUUGGCCAGGUCAAGAAUUUUGCUUGGGCUUUAAAAGGGAUUGUUCAGAGUUUGAGGGAGUCAGCAAGUUUUGUUAACAUUCAGAUUCUGACUCCUGAUGUUACACCGUGAUUUAAAUAAAUGUUAAUCUGAAAUUAAA